UUAUAUAAAUUUAUUAUGAUAUGUGAUUUUUACUUUAUUAUUUAUUAAUAAUAGAUAUCGAAACACAUUUAAUAUGUGAAUACAAAUUAUAUUAGAAAAACCUGUUGAAAAAUCAAUUUGGUUAAAAUUCAAUUAAGGAAAUCUAUAAUUUAAAUUAGAAAAGGACAAACAUAUUUAAAUAUAGGUUCAAUAAGUAUCUCAAUGACAUGUCAUUGUAAAUAAAUGGUAAACUCUAAGAGAUGAUCUAAUUUUGUACUCUCCUUUUAAUAGAUUAGAUAUUAUAAUAAACUACUUUGCUCACUCUUGAAUCUGUCCACGUGGGUAGAUUGUGAACUCCACAUUUUUUUUAAAUGAGUGGGCUUUAAAGUAAACAAUUUAUGUUUCGUUGGGCUUCGCAUUUGGCUUUAAUGAUUUAGGGUUUCCUAAUUCAUCUUCAUGAUUCUUCGUCGACCGUUAAUGUCCCCUUAUCUCUCCAUCUCCCUACAUUCGAUCGGCAUCGCAUCGGUGGAAGUAAUGUCGAACUUAGAAGUUGAAGCGGUUGAUUUUGAGCCAGAGGAGGACGGCUUCAUGGACGAAGACGUCGGAGCAGCUGAUGUCUCCCCACGCGCUGGGCAUCUGAGGAUUAGGCCAGCUAUCUACACCUUACAUAUGCUUCAUAGCUUUUUGUUUUGUUGUGAUCUUUAACAUUUUACCACUUUAUUGUAGUAUCUCCUGUCAUCUUCUAUGGACGAGAGUGUACGUUUAUGGAGAGUAUAUUAUGAUGAAUGUCUCGCAACUUUCUCUCAUACCAAUUUUGUGACUUGUGUGGCAUUUAACCCUGUUGAUGAUAAUUACUUCAUAAGCGGAUCUAUUGAUGGGAAAGUUCGAAUAUGGGAUGUGUCCCAUUGUCGGGUUGUUGACUACACUGAUGUAAGAGACAUUGUGACUGCUGUGUGCUAUCGUCCAGAUGCAAAGAUAACCAGCUGCAAAUGGACAGAGAGAUUAACUUGUCACAUGGGAAGAAGAAAGUUCCAAGUAAAAGGAUCACUGGUCUUAAAUAUUUUCCCAGUGACUGGGACAAAGUAAUGGUCACCUGUGCUGAUUCACAGAUUCGGAGAUGAUGUUGUCUGCAAGCUUAAAGGUUAAGAAUGAACCAGACAGUGAGUGUUUUGAGAAAUGAAGUAGGGUUUGAGGGAUCGGACAGUGGAGAAGAGACGGUGGUGAAGAGAGAGACUGAAGAGAAAUGGGUCAAGUCGGGUUUGGGGUUUAGGGUCCGUUGGAGGAUCCGUUUUAGUGUUGCACUUGACAUUCUUAAGUCAGUUGAGUUAUGUUUCAACUUUGUAAGGAAUGGCUUGGGGGUAUUCAUUCAGGUUUGGUUCAUGUAUUUCAGAUUUUUGAGCUUUAAUAUUUUUCGUUCUAGAUUCUAUUUUAAAAUUUUAUUGAUGUGUAAAAUCUGUUUUAUUCCAUUAGUUUGA
Brassica napus (rape) is the source of this 1454-nucleotide messenger RNA. RefSeq lists its product as uncharacterized. Lineage: Eukaryota; Viridiplantae; Streptophyta; Magnoliopsida; Brassicales; Brassicaceae. Gene Ontology annotation, molecular function: protein binding. The record is from RefSeq and is a predicted model, not a curated record. The coding region runs from base 724 to 1065 and encodes 113 amino acids. The transcript is spliced from 3 exons.